AUGUUUCUCCUUUCACAUAUAGCGAUCUCUAGGCAACGCCAACAGCAACAGCAACAGCAGCAACAGCAACAACAACCACACUACAACCACCAGCAGCAACAGCAUCAUCAUCAGCAACAGCAGCAGCAGCAACACCAGCAGCAGCAGCAGCAGCAGCAGCAGCAACAACAACAACGAGAACAACAACGACAACAGCAGCAGCAGCAACACCAGCAGCAUCAGCAGCAGCAGCAGCAACACCGACAACAACAACAGCAGCAGCAGCAGCAGCAUCAGCAGCAUCAUCAGCAGCAUCAGCAGCAUCAGCAGCAGCAGCAGCAGCAGCAGCAUGCAAGAGGAUGCGCCGCAACAAAACCAAGACACAGCCGCAGAUACAGCAGCAGCAGCAGCAGCAGGAAUCCCAGCAGCAGCAGCAGCAGCAGUAGCAGCAGGAGCAACAACGACAGCAAUAGCACCAGCAGCAGCAGCAACAACAACAACAGUUUGUCGUUGCUGCUGCUGUUGCUGUUCAUGCUGCUGCUGCUGCUUCUGCUGCAGCAAGAGGAUGCGCUGCAACAAAACCAAGACACAGCAGCAGAUACAGCAGCAGCAGCAGCAGCAGGAACCCCAGCAGCAGCAGCAGCAGCAGCAGCAGGAGCAACAACAACAGCAAUAGCACCAGCAGCAGCAACAACAACAACAGCAGCAGCAGCAGCAGCAGCAGCAAGCUGCAGCAGCAGAUUCUCACAGCUAGCUGAGCUGCUGGUUUUAAUUGCUUCUGCUGCAGCAGCAAAAGAAGAUAUUGAGGUGUCUGAGCAGCCUCUCUUCUUCCCGGCAGCAACACAACCCCACGUGCUGCAGCAGCAGCAGCAGCAGCAGCAGCAGCAGCAGCAGCAGCAGCAGCAGCAGCAGGAAACAGCGGAAGCUGCAGCAGCAGCAGUAGCUAAUGCAACAACAACAACAGCAGCAGCAAUCGAUGCAGCAUUUUUUUUGUUUUUAGAUAUUGAGGUGUCUGAGCAGCCUCUCUUCUUUCCUGCAGCAACACAACCCCACGUGCUGCAGCAGCAGCAGCAGCAGCAGCAGCAGCACCAGCAGCAGCACCAGCAGCAGCAGCAGCAGGAAACAGCAGCAGCAGCAGCAGCAGUAGCUAAUACAACAACGACAACAGCAGCAGCAAUCGAUGCAGCGGCAACAGCAGCAGCAGCAACACUAGCAGCACCCAUAGCAGCACCAGCAGCAGAUACUGCAGCAGCAGCAGCAACAGCAACAACAGAAACUGCAGCAGCAGCAGCGGCAGCAGCAGCAGCAGCAGGUGUUAGUGCGUAG
Messenger RNA from Eimeria mitis, 1305 nucleotides. RefSeq lists its product as uncharacterized. NCBI's taxonomy places the organism in Eukaryota, Apicomplexa, Conoidasida, Eucoccidiorida, Eimeriidae. The transcript has 6 exons. The record is from RefSeq and is a predicted model, not a curated record. Bases 1 to 1305 code for a protein of 434 amino acids.